Molecule: messenger RNA, 2413 nt
Organism: Theobroma cacao (cacao)
Lineage: Eukaryota; Viridiplantae; Streptophyta; Magnoliopsida; Malvales; Malvaceae
Source: RefSeq, a predicted model, not a curated record
GAAAAAGAAAGCGAGUAUUUGAGAAGAGAUGGUCAAGUACUCGGAAGAAGAAAAGGAGGAAGGUGAGGGCAUCCGACAUGGCGAAAAAAGAGGGUGGGGGGGGGCAGACAAAGCACUAUCUUUUUAGCAAUGUGGAGGAAUAUAACAGCAUGAAAGAUCUUGAAGACCAGAAAAUUUGUGGCUCUCGAUGGUUUGCCUCUUGCCUAUGUGGCAUUCGCCAUCUUUGUUUAAACCCACCCCAACACCCAUGGCCUCCUUCUCCCCUCGAUUAAAACCAGCAACAGAAUCCUGAGAGACUGUCACUGAGGCAAACAAGCUAGGGAGAGAAUCAUUGGUUAAAGUAGACAAGCUGCCGUGUUUAGAAUAUGUCUAAACUCAACGACUUUUCUGCUAUAAAGCUGUUUGGCAAGACGAUUCCAUUGUCAACAUUGAACCAGGACGAGGCUUUGGCUGAUCAGGAGAUACCCUUUAGAGGAGCUACUAGGAGAACCGCGGCGAUGGAAAUCUUGUUUCUUCAUCCAGUUAAGGUUGAUUGCUUGGACACAACUGAGCAAACACAAUUUAUGUUUAUUGAACUUCAAGAAUCUACAGAGAAAGAACUCCCCAAGGAUAAACAGAAAGACAGCACAUCAGAUCAGAUCAGAGAUGAUUUAAAAGAUCCUACUGCAUUGUCGGGCAAUGAUAGGAGUCCUUUAGCUGAAAGAAACACUUCAUCGCUUAAAAGCUCUAAGAACGAAGGAACAAGUGAGACAACUUCCUCGCAGGAAAAGACUUUGAAGAAGCCUGAUAAGAUACUUCCAUGUCCCCGAUGUAAUAGCAAGGAAACCAAGUUUUGCUAUUAUAACAAUUACAAUGUGAACCAACCCCGUCAUUUCUGCAAAAACUGUCAGAGGUACUGGACUGCUGGAGGAACCAUGAGGAACGUGCCUGUUGGUGCGGGCCGCCGCAAAACCAAGAGCUCUUCUGCUCUGCAUUACCAUCAGAUCAUGAUUUCCGAAGCUAUCCGAGCAGCUAAAGCAAGUGCUGCAAAUGGAAUGCACCGAAACCCCUCUUGUGAAAACAAUAAUGGCCAUGUCCUCACAUUUGGCUCAGAUUCUUCUGUACCUGUAGCUUCAGUAUUCAAUCUUUCAGGAAAAACACAGAUUAAUGUUCAGAAUGGGUUUCGCAAAACUGAGCAAAGGUAUCUUGUUGAGGAUAAUCACUCGGGUGAAUCUUUGAUUACUGCUUCUUAUUCCUUAGAGAAGGAAGGCAACGCUAGUUUAAAUCAAGCAGAGGUUAAGAAUCGUCACUGGUUUACUUCUACAGCACCCUGUUUCUCAAGGCCUUCUUGGCCUUAUUCAUGGGACUCAAUCCCUGCAAUGCUUCCACCACCACCGGCUCUCUGCCCUCCAAGUUUUCCAGUAUCCGUCCAUCGGGCACCACUGACAUAUAGCGGUUGUAGUGUACCAAGCCCUUGGGAUGUUCCAGUUGCCUCCCCAUCACCUUCUUCUGUUAACCAAUGCGCUCCAAGCUCUAGCCCAACUUCUCCAACUCUGGGGAAACAUUCCAGGGAUGAGAACUUUCUCAGUCCAGCCAACUUGGAGAAAGAAAAGCCCUCAGGAGAGGGUGAUAAGUCGGAAGGAAGAGCUUUGAUUUCAAAAACUUUGAGGAUAGAUGAUCCUGGUGAGACUGCAAAAAGCUCUAUGCUGGCAACAAUUGUGAUUAAAGGCAAGAAGACCAAUUCUAUCAAUCCAGGAGGUCUAUUUGAUGGCUUUCAAUCAAAAAGCAGGGAUGAAAAAAAUUACAGACUAGAAACAUUCUCAGUGUUGCGAGCCAACCCUGCAGCCUUGUCUCGGUCACUCAAGUUCCAUGAGAAUACAUGAAAGAGAGAUGAUGCCAGUAGCAUACUCUAUAUGCUAUGUCAGCAAUGGAUCCAGUGAGCGCACAUCAUGCAACCACUUUGCAGUUGACAGAUUUUUUUCCACCUUCAACCAUAUAUAAGGUUAUCUUGCUAGCCAACCUCGGUGAAGCAAUCCAAUGUAGUGGAAGAGUAUGACAAGUUAAUUAUAACAAAAAAAAAAGAAGGGUUAACAUUCAAGUUAUCUACUUCUACCUAAGCUAUCCCUGACUAGCUCAUUUAGCUACCUUUUGUAUCUGCUAUGACAAUGUAGCUUUACCACAAAUGGUCAGGCAGGUUCCCAUGUAGAAAAUUUCAUGAGGGACUAUGAUAUAUAUAGCUUGAAAGCUCUGAGAGAUACUUGGAUGGUGCAACUUUCAGAGAUGUCCUGAAAUGAAGUUGUAAAUUAAUCAUAAUCUGUAACUAAUUUUCAUCACUUUUCACUCUUGUACAGUUGUACUUUACCAGCAAUAUUCAGUUUUCCGACCAUGUACUCAUCUAUCUUUUUGCUGCUGCAAUAAAUAUCUUACUUGUCCU